AUGGAACGCCGCUUGCGAACGAAUUGGGGUUCUUACGCCCUACUGCUGCUUGCUUUAGUAGCCACUUCGGUAACCUGUUUCGAUAGAACGCUCGGUGAUGAAGUCAUCCGGCUAGCGGGGUCCCUCGGUGAGGAUGUGGCCGACUGGCCGACACAGUUUCACGAACCCUCCGCUGUCUCCGCUGCCGAUGUGAAUCCUUUCCUCUGGAUGCUGCACCAUUUAGAUGAGCCUGCUGACCGUAUCGAUACACAUCACUAUUCUAGGCUACCGGAGGCGGUCGGUGCAUUUGGCGGAUCGGAUCAGCGGGAAACCGCCACGAUCGGUGGCCAGGAUCGUGAGUCAUUGGAAUCGGACGCAGAAACGUUUGUCGAUGAGCUGGGCUCGAAUCCGGACGAACGACAACCACCAUCGUCUGUGCAUCGACCCGGACUGACACCCCCGUAUCGUCCUCCCGCUGCCAGUCAACAUCCCGAUGUGGAAACGUUGAACGAUAACCGUCGGCCACCGUUCGAUACGAGCUCACUGUUCCAACAUCACUUCAAUACGUUCUUCAAUACGCCGCUCGAGACGGGCUUCUUCGGUGCGGGCGGACUGCCAGGCUUUGGCUUCUUUGACACCCAUGCCAACCGUCCUUGGUGGAAAGGAGAAAACGUUUGUACCGAGCGCGAAGAAAAGGAGGAAGAUAUUGCCUCGUCCGACAAUGAGGAAGUUUCGGUCAACGGUGGCUCCAAUGGCGGAAGCAGCAGCAGCUUCGGUUUCCAUGGUUUCAGCACAUUCAAUUUGAACGUUCAAUCAUGUGCUGAAAAGCAGCAUAAAUAUGUUUGCACUUCGAUCAAAAAUGUUAACGGACGCAAACGUACAGAAAAGAUUACACGCCAAUGCUGUCACGGAUUCGGUCGACCGCGCAGUGGACCACCGAACGCCCAUUGUCAAAAGCUGGACCUGUACUCUAUGGAGGAAACGGUCGAGCGGCUCGGUGCAAAAGAAUUCAUCUCCACGCUAAAGAAGAGCGGUCUGGAAGCUACGCUGGAGAACGAUGUGACGCUAUUUGUUGUACCGGACAAUGCCUACACUAACUUCGCUGAACAGAUGUGGGAAAAUAACCUGGUUGCCUUUGAUCCGACGGCACGUGCCAAACGGGCGAUCGAUUUCGCCAGCAUGACCGCCCGGGACAUGAUACUGGGCCACACGGUGAACGGAUCGUACUACAUCGAGGAUAUAAGCAACGAGCAGCUGCUCAAGACGGAUCUGCCCGGAACUAACAUUCGCAUCAACAUCUACCCCCGGGGCCCAACGUCCUCGGCACGUGAUCAGUCGUACACAGAGCAUCCGUACCGCUACACGGCCAAUUGUGCACCGCUGCUGAAAUUGAACCGUGUUGCCGAUAGGGGCAUUGUGCACGUCGUCGAUCGGGUGCUGGUACCGGCCCGCAAUACACUUAUGGACAUCAUUGAGGCUCGCGACGACAUGACGCUUAUGCGCACAUUCCUGGAGAUGACCGGGCUGGACAAAAUGUUACGCGAACAGGGUGACGACAAGCACUUCACCAUCUUUGCUCCGAACGAUGAUGCUUUCCUGAAGCUGGAUAAAGACAUCCGGCGCAAACUGAAGGCAGGCAAUGGAUGUGCCAUGAACAUUCUCAAGAACCAUAUACUGGACAUAACAUUCUGCUCACUCGCGGCCGUUAAUGGCGUGAAGACGUCCACGUACAACAUGCUGAACGAGAAGCUCGAGUUCGAAUACGCCAUGGUGGGCAAGACGCGUGCACCGAUGGUGGUGACCGGUGACAUUGUUGAAACGGGCGAAACGAUCGAGGACGAAGGCAAAAAGACACAACGUAUCCGCAUUAACGGGCAGGCAACGAUUGAGGAAAGUGAUGUGAUCGCUAGCAAUGGCGUGCUGCACGUGAUUGACAGCGUUCUGCCAACCGAAAGCGGUAUGCCGAUUUCGAACACGCUGGCCAAUCACAAUUUAACCAUAUUCAAGCAACUGCUCACCGACGCUGGUCUGGAGGAGGAGUUUGAUGCCAUGUCCAACCGGACGUUCUUCAUACCGACCGACCAAGCGUUUGAGCAAACGGAAGCAGGACGUUACUGGAUCCGGCAGCUAAAGGAGCAUCCGGAAAGUUUGCGCGGAAACAGCGCACUGAAGGAGUUCCUCGAGUAUCACGUGGCGGAACCGCUGAUCAAAACCUGUGCCCUGGAGGAGACAAGCGUCCCGACAAAAGCUGGUCAAAACGUUCGCGUUAAUCUGUACACUACGAAUCCCGUAUUCACGACGGUUAUGAAUCGUGCAACUGUCAACUGUGCUCGGCUGGUACGCUUCGACGAGGAAACUUGUGGAUCGGUGGUGCACGAAAUCGAUAAAGUGUUGGAUGUCCCCAAGAUGAAUUUGAUGGAUGCUCUUAGUGCCAACCCAGAGUACAGCAUGUUCCAGCGCUUGGUGAGUCUGACCAAUCUGACCGAGAUGCUAACGUCUCCCGAUGCCGGGUUGACGGUGCUAGUGCCAAAGAAUGACGUAUUCCUCGAGGUAGACUCGUGGUAUCAGGCAACGCUGCAAAACCAGGACGAGCUGGAACGCAUCAUUCGCGCCCAUAUCCUGCCAAACGUGAUCUGCUGUACCGGAAUCGUACCUUCUGAAUGGCCGUUCGUGCGCACCACCGAAACGAUCAGCGGACAGCAGUUGAAGCUGAACCGUAACCGUCGACCACAGGUACAGAAUGCCGGUAUUACCAAGUGCGAUGUGGUGGCCCGCAAUGGUAUCAUUCAUGAGAUUAACGAUGUGAUCAACGUGCAGCCACAGCGUGCCACCGACGCGGUGGGUGCUAGUUCUGGCAAUCCGUUCGAAAGCUUCGGUAGCUUGGCACGUCCGCUUCCUUUCUGGUUUAAGUGAG
Messenger RNA from Anopheles maculipalpis, 2893 nucleotides. Its product is annotated as transforming growth factor-beta-induced protein ig-h3. NCBI's taxonomy places the organism in Eukaryota, Metazoa, Arthropoda, Insecta, Diptera, Culicidae. Gene Ontology annotation, biological process: cell adhesion; extracellular matrix organization. Gene Ontology annotation, molecular function: cell adhesion molecule binding. The transcript has 9 exons. The coding region runs from base 1 to 2892 and encodes 963 amino acids. Gene Ontology annotation, cellular component: extracellular matrix. The record is from RefSeq and is a predicted model, not a curated record.